Molecule: messenger RNA, 1769 nt
Organism: Xenia sp. Carnegie-2017
Lineage: Eukaryota; Metazoa; Cnidaria; Anthozoa; Malacalcyonacea; Xeniidae
Product: protein LSM14 homolog B-like
Exons: 7
Coding region: 123-1472 (449 amino acids)
Biological process (GO): cytoplasmic stress granule assembly; P-body assembly
Cellular component (GO): P-body
Molecular function (GO): mRNA binding
Source: RefSeq, a predicted model, not a curated record
UACUAAGCCAUGUUGAUUGUUGAAAUCUUCGCAAUGCAGAGGAAGUGAGAGGAAGAACCAGAAGCAAAAGCAAUCCGUACAUUUUUCUUGCAAUCCUUUAGCUUUUUUGUUCUUUAUUCACAAUGAGUGGUGGUACUCCAUAUAUAGGAAGUACUAUCAGUCUUGUUUCCAAAGCAGAGAUAAGGUACGAAGGUAUUUUGUGGUCUAUCGACACGAAAGAUUCUACUGUUACCUUGGCGAAUGUACGCUCUUACGGUACUGAAGAUAGAGCGGUUGAGAAACGAGUUGGUCCACGAAGUGAAGUCUAUGAAUACAUUGUAUUUCGUGGCAGUGAUAUUAAAGAUUUGCAUGUAUCAAAAGCUCCAAAACCUAUAAACACUGUCAAUCAAGACCCAUGUAUCCUCCAGCAAGGUGCUGUUGGCUCUGGGCUUGCUCCUACUCAUUAUACCAAUGCAACCCCUUAUGUACCACCGGGGUAUGGCAACUUUUCACAUCCCUAUGGGUACAGUAAUCCUGCUGGUUAUUCACCAGUGCCCCAACCAGGUAUUAACCCUGGACGUACUGUCUCACCCAUGACAGUGCCACUUGUACAAAGCCGUACCCCAUCUCCACCUGUGAGUGUUGCACCAAUUGGGUCAGUUAUUCCUACAAAAACUCAUGAGAGUGAAACACAGACACCUUUACCACCAAGUCAAAAGUCCACUCAAACUAACAAGCCUAGAAGAAGAUCUGGUUCACGUAAAAACUCUUUGGAAAACAACCAAAUUGCGCCCAGUAAAGAAACUGAAAAAAGGAAUAGCCAAGAAAUCUCAAAAAAUCCAAACUCUAAUGAUGAUCAAGCAAAACGUGCUUCUAACAACCAAAAAGUUGUCCCUCAACAAAAAACAGGCAAUAACAAAAAGGGAAAACCAACUAAAUUCACUGGCGAAUUUGACUUUGAAAGCUCCAAUGCCAGAUUUGAUAAGGAAAAGGUUGAAUCUGAACUGAAAUCAGAACUUGAAAAAAUGAAAACUUCUUAUCAAGACGAGGAGGUUAUAAUAGAGAAUGAAGUUGAGGUUGAAAGUCCAGUCGGCGAUGGUAUCUAUUAUGACAAAUCAAAGUCAUUCUUUGAUUUUAUUUCAAGUGAUCCUUUGCCAGCAGAUUCAACCAGGAGAUCAAGUUCGUGGCAGCAAGAAAAAAAAUUAAAUGUGGAAACAUUUGGUGUAAGUGGAUCAUAUAGCCGUGGGAACAGACGUGGUCGUGGUUGGAGAGGGAGAGGUCGAGGUAGAGGCCGCGGCAGGGGUAGAGGUAGUUACCAUGGAAAUUACAAUAGGGAAGGUGAAAAUUGGGGAGAACAAAAUAAAAUGGGAAAUCGAGGUACAAGAAGAGGUUUUUUCCGUGGAAAUAGAGGAUUUCGUGGAACUUGGAAGAACAAUCAAACUACUAACAUGAUGAAUGGUGACAGAACUAAAGAAGUUGUAACAUCAAGCUGAUGAUGAAUAGUUAACCAAAUUGCUUGUUGAAUUUUUGUGUCUCUUGGUUUGCGUGCUGCAAGUUUGAUGCGAAUUAUAUUAUCCUAAAGUGAUUAGUUGAUGUGAAGAAGACACGGAAGAAGUGUUGUGUGCAGGCCAAGUAACAUAAUUAUAGUAUAUUUUAAUUGUUGUUAAAAAGUUUAACAUUUGUAAAUAGUGUAUGAAAUGUGCAUUUAAUUAUUGCUUACGGGAUGGUUGUAUAAAUGUAAUUGAAGUGUUAUUGUAUUGCACUUGUUAAUUAAACUAUAUGUUUUUUCA